This is a messenger RNA of Planococcus citri (citrus mealybug), 2752 nucleotides long. RefSeq lists its product as uncharacterized. The transcript has 12 exons. Bases 517 to 2283 code for a protein of 588 amino acids. The record is from RefSeq and is a predicted model, not a curated record. Lineage: Eukaryota; Metazoa; Arthropoda; Insecta; Hemiptera; Pseudococcidae.
UUCGAAUUUUCACCAGAUCGUCCCAUUUUAUUUUUAUUUUUUAAAUUAUAAAAGAGGGUGCAAAAAUUCCAAAAAUUUGGGUAAUCCUAAGUCAAAUCGAACAAAAAUUGAUCGAUGAGAUGAUUUCAUGUUUAAGUAAGUACAUCCCCUUCCAUAUAGUCAUCAGAUCCUACUUAUAAUGAUGUGCGGAAAAGAGGAAGUCCAUGCAUGCCUUCGUCAAUGGAAAUGAAUUUCGAUAAUUAAUGUAAACACCACUCACCGGUUCACGAAAUUCAAUUAGGAACUAAUUCACUAAUUUGAGGUAGGUAGGUCAGUAAAAUUUGACUGGAGCAAAUGUUCACAGAAUUAGAUACCUGCACGUCCAUUUUAGUGGAAAGUCAGUAUCAGUGUCACUUUUUAAUUGUUCAAAGAUAAAGUUUGGUGAAAAAUGUGAAUGUGCACAAGUUGAAGCUAUGAUAUUGUAGAUAUUUUUUAAUUUAAUUUUUACCACUCGUACUACUACGAGUACCUACACUCAUGCUGAACGGAAAUCGAAUACGCCUCAACCUACAGUCGUUGAUACGAAGUGUAAAAAGCAAUAUCGUGGUGAUAAUGGCAUCCGUCGCAGGGAUUUUAAUCGUGGCAGGAAUCUUGUUAUACUUGGGGUUGAGGACAAAUGCAAAUCCUAAUACCGAAUCAAAAAAACAAGAAGAGUUGACUAGUUGGAAGAUUCCAAAGAAUUCAUGUCCAAACGGUACAGAUAAAAUUAAGGACUGUUUGAAAUGUUAUCAAAGCGGAUAUGCAUAUUAUUUUGAUGCAAAAAUACGAGUAUCUGGCACAGACCAAGGUUGCUCAGAUAACACCCCCUUACAAACAUUCAUCAAUACUGAUGAGUACAAUAAUAAUAAUGAUGGUAUUGUAUCAUGUCAAAUAAUGGAAGACUAUCCCAAUGACACAAGCGAAAUGAAUGCUACUUUUAAGUCAACUGGAAUUCCAAAUAAUAUCCUCGAAUACAGCAGAUUCAUUGGAUGCUUCAACUAUGAAAAUGAUUCAUUUAAACCCGAUUUGUUUAAAACCGAAUGGGAUGAAAUUGAUUUGAUUGGAACAAAUUCUAAUAAGCGGUGCUUAAUUCGAUGCCAACUGAAAGGAUACGAGUAUGCAGGUACGCGUAAUGGUUCACAAUGUUUGUGUACCAAGGAAUCGCCUAAACAUCGCGCCAAAGACGAUUUUCUUUGUGAAAAACUAAAUUGCCCCGGUGAACCAACAGAAAUGUGUGGAGAUGCAGACAAGAUAAAAUUAUACCAUACGCACCUAAUGUACGAGAAACAGCGGAAUCCACAAUACAUAGGUUGUUACACUGUCAACUACAAUGAUAGCAGCUGCCAUACUAAUACAUACAACGUUACAAAUCCUUUGUCGUGUAUUGCUACUUGCAAAAAACGAAGAUUUAAUUACUCAAGUUUCAACAUUUCAUCCGGAAACCACUGCAUCUGCCGUAAUUUACCUCCGCUAAAGAUUCGUGAAAUUAGUGAAUAUGGCUGCAAUAACACUACUCGUACUUGUGACGAUGAAGGAUGUGAAAACGAUGCAAAAAUGAUGAUAUACGAUAAUGGAAUAUCUGAUAAUCCUUAUGACUUGAAUGCGUACGCUUUCAUCAAUUAUUUCAACUUGACAAAAGAUUCACGAGCGGAACUAUUGAAGACAAUUAAUACCACAUUUGAUAACUCGCUACUAACGAAUUGUCACAGAUAUUGUGUGAAAUCUGGAUUUAAGUUUUUUAGUGUACAAGUGAAAAACCUGGCAUUAAACGGUACGAAUUGCUUUUGCAGUAAUAUAGACAUAGGGGAUUUGGAAGGUUUGACUGAAAAACGAAGCGAUAAAAGCGAGAAUGCAGACAUCUUCGUUUUUGAAACAGGUCUAUCUGAUGUAGAUAUAGACGAGAUGGAUACAAAAUGUUAUCAAAUGAAUGGAGCAGCCAAGGAGUUAUGGACUGACACCACGACAUUUUUCAAUAUGAGGACACUCACACCGAAAACUUGUCAAAUGAUAUGUGACUACCUCCGAUACUCGUAUUCUGCAGUGGAAAAAGGAUCUGACUGCCACUGUUUCCAUAACUUAAACGAGAAGAAAAACUCAACACCCACGCGAGAUAUCGAUUGUAACAUCAGGUGCCUCGGUGAUCCUUUUCAAACAUGUGGUGGAUCCGGAUAUCAUAUGCAGGUUUCCGAAACCCCGUUUGCCCAAAAGAUUAUUAAAUCUAACCAACUAAAUAUUACUCAGCUGGAAGAAAUGCUUAAAUCUUGAUACUUAUAGAAAUUUGCAUUCAAAACCGAAAGAACUACAGACAGACAGUAUUAUUAAAAUUUUUAGGCUCAAGGCUCGUUCAAAAAUCCGAGCCUGCAUAAGUGCAUAUAGGUAUCUCAAUUUUGCCAAUGGUUUUAAGCAUCAUUUUAGAAGUAGGUUAACAAAAUCUGCGAUUAAAUAAUUUCUUUUUGAGUAGGUAUAUUUGUAAAAUAAUUUUACCCGAUAAUGCAAUGAUAUUUUGAAAAGUACAAAUAUAUCUUGUUAAAAUGUCAAAUUCUAAGCAACUAGUCAUAAGUUAUGCUUAAUUGCAAAGUUAUCAGUAUUAUAAAUUAGAUUUUUGUUACAUGAGUACUUUUUAAAUUUCUCAUAGUAUUAUCUACUUAAACUUUAGAAGCAUGAACUUUCUUGAUUGACUGAUUAAGUUUGUAGUAAAUAUUUUCUAUUUUAAAUAAACAAAUUUAUGGACUAA